AUAAUAAGUUACAAAUGAUGCAGAACAGUAAUAAAAACUCAGGUGAGACACAGUAUGGGCAGAGGAUCUUUUUCACAGGUCCAGAUGGAAUUGGAGACUACAGGCCAAGAUCGAAUUAUUUCCCCCUCUACAUUGGUGUGGGUGCCACUUCUCCAGAGGCCACCAGUGAUCUAAGUUAUUUAUGCCGAGCUGCACCUGACGCUCCCCCACCUGUGCCCAGGCAGAGUUUUGUGGGCGAGGUGGGAUGGGGAUGGCAGUAUAACCAGCUGUUGAAUGGAGACAGGCUGCUCAGCAACAUGCAAAUUAAGAAAACUGACAUUAGGCGAACACUGGAGGAUAGAGUCACUCAGAAGUUUCAGAUGAACCAAAGGAACAUGGAUGACUCAGAAAAAGUCAACACCAAGUUUUCCAAAAACAAUUAGAGCAAACAGCAGAUGGUAUUUCACCUCCCACAGAGAGCCAGGGACCUGAGUUUUAAUGAGAUCCAUCAAAUUUGA
Molecule: messenger RNA, 497 nt
Organism: Poeciliopsis prolifica (blackstripe livebearer)
Lineage: Eukaryota; Metazoa; Chordata; Actinopteri; Cyprinodontiformes; Poeciliidae
Exons: 4
Coding region: 15-422 (135 amino acids)
Source: RefSeq, a predicted model, not a curated record